Molecule: messenger RNA, 2062 nt
Organism: Perca flavescens (yellow perch)
Lineage: Eukaryota; Metazoa; Chordata; Actinopteri; Perciformes; Percidae
Exons: 4
Coding region: 88-1209 (373 amino acids)
Source: RefSeq, a predicted model, not a curated record
CAGUUGGUGGCAGUAAUUGCGUCUGUACAUUUACAUCCGUCGUGAAGCAAAAUGAGGAAGAAGAGAUAAUCUUGGGACGUCGUGACUAUGACACACUUUCGAGGUCAGAUACGGGGCCCACACUGGGGCCCUACAAUGGACAAUAUGAUGAUAGAUUUCUGGCGCAAACAUGACUGCCUUUUUAAUUCCUCGGUCGAUUCUUACUAUGACAAGGAUUUGAAGACCAAGCUAUGGACCGAGUUCGCGUUGUCCAUCGGAAAGCCUGUAUCUGAUGUCGAGAGAAGAUCCAGAUCGCUCCGGACUCAGUACGGGAGGGUGCUGUGGCAUCCGGAGAGGGUCAGCACUUUCCAGCAAAAGAUGCUUAGAGAGAAACUUGAUUUCUUGAGGCCUUACAUAGUUCGCAGGCGAGGCGAUUCAUAUCUGGAGGACGAGAAGUUUGAUGAUCGGGAUGAGGAUGACGAAGAGUUGGAGACCGAAGGAAGCAUUGACCACGAGAUGGGAAGCUCAUUUGGUAGCCCACUGGAUGCUGAUGUGACCGGCCAAGAUCUGAAUGAUGAACCCAACCCGGCCUCCAGCCUGAACUCCGCUCGGCUGAACUUCCCAAACCCGCCGCCUCAAGUUACAGAUGUCAUGUCUCUCAGCUGUCCCCACCACCACAACGACGAGGGUUCUACUGAUCGGCCUGCCCAAAUAGCUGCACAAAACAUAUCCAAACACAACAUAUUAAACCAGUUUGCAGAGGUUAUGUUGGCCGACAUGCGUCAGAUUAAAGACCCUAUGGUGCUAAUGAGACUUCGCCGAGAUAUCACCGACCUGGUGUUCAAAGCGGUGGAGGAGGACGUGCAGAGACAAUGCAAUCGAGUCCCGCCCAUGUCUAAACCAGGGGAGAGAGUGCAGUUCCACAGCUGUUCCACGGCCCAACAGGCAUCCUUACAAACAAACUACUCUUGGAGGCAGAGGUUUCUGAAGAGAAGGAACAAGGGGUUUGAAAUUGAAAGGAGGAUACAGAGAUGGGAGGAGAUGAAACACGUGAGGCGAAUGUCCGGGAGUCAGUUAGUGCAGCCCGGCAUCCAGCAAGGCCCAGUGCUGGAGGGGAUGGGUGAAAACAGCUCUCCAGUUAUUCAAGCUUCUGAGAUCAAAAGAGAGACAGAGCCUGGGAACAUGGUUAAGAUUGAAGAGGAGACACUUUUAUCUGCCCGACAUUUUUGAUACAGGGUUGCCACUGUUUUCCCUGAUUACAGACAUCUCAGUCAGUAAAUGUAAGUUAGAACACUUCUUAAGACUUGGAACACUUAAAUCAGUCAUUCAACAGUAAAUGAUAACAGUAGCAAACAGAUACUGACAAGCAUUGGUCUUAUAAAUUAUUCACCAGACAGAAGUCCUGACAGUUGUAACAUAUUAGCACUUAGUAGAACUAUGCAGAUAAUUUCUUAGGAGACUUAGGACACUACAAUACCUAGGACAGCAUAUAACAGAAAUCAAAGCAGAGAGACUUUUCUGCCUUUUCAAACACAAGAUGUCUAGUUUCUAAUGGAUUACACCUUUCAAAACAAUUCAGACUAAUUGAUAAUUAGUCUGUAGUAUUUAACGUUGUUUUUUAACAUGGGAGUAAGUUUUCAGCCCGGAAAAGUGUUACGGAUCAUUCUGAGCUGUAAACACAAGGCAGUGGAUGCUGUGUGACCCAACUCAAAUAGAAGAGCUUGAUGAAUUUUUUUGAUAGGGAGGGAGGGGGGUUCCUUGGCACUCUGCCAGGGGUUCUGUGAUUUUUUAUUUUAUUUUUUAGAUUCAUUCAAGUCAUGAUUAUUUUUUUUUUUUACAAAAAGCUUCAUAGUUCAACAAAAAAUAUUAAAAUGUUUAAAUCUAAAUGGAUGACUUUCUGAUCUUACAAAUCUAUAACUCUCAGAAUCCGCAAAUAUAUUUAAUACAUGUCCAACAGCGUUCUAUUUCAUUUUUCUUGUGUUGUUCUUUCACAUAAUAUAAUAUUGUAAAUACAUGAGGGGGUCCCUGGUCUCUAUCUUGUAAGGAGUCCUUGGCUGAAUAAAAAUUGACAACCUCUGCUGUA